Manduca sexta (tobacco hornworm) is the source of this 1455-nucleotide messenger RNA. RefSeq names its product WD repeat-containing protein 18. NCBI's taxonomy places the organism in Eukaryota, Metazoa, Arthropoda, Insecta, Lepidoptera, Sphingidae. Gene Ontology annotation, molecular function: protein binding. Gene Ontology annotation, cellular component: nuclear pre-replicative complex. Bases 113 to 1429 code for a protein of 438 amino acids. Gene Ontology annotation, biological process: rRNA processing; DNA-templated DNA replication. The record is from RefSeq and is a predicted model, not a curated record. The transcript has a single exon.
GUUAUUGACAAAAGUACAUGAAAAAAGGUAUGGAACGCGGUUAUGCCGCAUGGUUUUUAAAACAACGUGAAGUUAUUCAUUUACAAGAUAAUUUUUAAAGUGUUAAGCAAUAAUGUCUACAUUAUUAGAAGUAUUAGUGACGUGCGAUUCGAAUAAUACCCUAUGGAAUAGUUGUGUAUGGGACCCUCAUACCGGUACCAGCUUGAUGACUUAUAAAGGUGGUGGCACAUCGGAAUCUCGAACUCUAUCGUUCAUUGGAAAAGAUUAUUUGGCUGCUGUUGAGAAAACUAAACCAGUACUACAUAUUUGGCCUUUGAAUUCACAUCAAACUGUUCAAGGCAUGCGUUUCAUUCUGCCGGGUAAAGCCAGUGCUCUUGCGAUAUCUACUGACGGACAUUAUAUUAUUGCUGGUAUCGAUGAAAAAAUUUACAUAUGGCAGACGGCAUCUGGGAAUUUGCUGACUAUAAUAAAUCGUCAUUAUCAAAAAAUUACCAUGUUAAAAUUUACACCAGAUGGAAAGUAUUUUGUAUCGGCUGCUGAAGACGGAAUGGUCAUGGUGUGGUCCUUGUCAACAGUAGCCAGUCAUCCUGAAGUGAACCUCGUGACCCAGUUAUCUGCGGGGCAGCAUGAUCCUAUUUAUAUAUUUUCCGAUCAUUCACUUCCAGUCACUGAUUUAUGCAUAAGCAAGACUGGCAUGCAUGGCCGUUUGUUCACCAUAUCAAGUGACAGAACUUGUAAGAUAUAUGAUUUAGCGUCAGGAGAAAUGCUGCUCAAUUUAGUCUUAGAUGUACCCCUUUCCUCAAUCACCUUAGAUGUAUUAGAAUUGAAUGUAUUUAUAGGCACUACUGAGGGCAAUAUUCAUCAGAUAAGUCUAACAAAUCCACCAAGAAGUCGAGACCUGCUGGUGAAUACAGAGACUGAUUCUCUCACAUUUUCUUCCCACACAAAAGCUGUAAAUUGUUUAUCUGUGUCAUUGGAUGGUGAGACUUUAAUGUCGGCGUCUAAUGAUGAGCAAGUCAUAUUGUGGCAUAUUCCAAGUCGACAAGCAGUCAGAACUAUAAGGCAUAAAGGGCCUGUCACUAAUGCGUUUUUCACAGCUAACUAUCCAGCAAUUUAUACACAGGAUUUCUCACCAAGUAUUAUUUUGCACAGUUUAGAAAGAACUUUAGAAAAAGAUGCUGAUGAUAUCACAGAGAUUGAAGUUUUAAUCAAUAAAAAAAUCAACUUCUGGCCUGAGCCUGAAAAAAUUGUUACAAUUAAUGAACCAGUGAAACAAGUUAAUCCUAUACAAAAUUCCAGUGAUCGUAAGCUGCAGGCAGAAAUAAAUAAUUUGAAAACAAUCAAUGCUAAUUUGUACAAAGUUUCUAUUCAGAAGGCCUUGGAGUCUCUUCCUGUAAUCAAAAAAUUUAAUAAGAAGAAAAAGAAAUGAUUUUGAAAUAUAUAACAUUUACUUAA